AUGUCCUCGCCAGCUUCAGCAAACGCUACUGGUACCGGCGGCAGGAUAUACAAACGUCGACCUGGCGCUUGCGAGACAUGCAAGGUGAGGAAACGAAAAUGCGAUGGCGGCAGACCCAGCUGCGAUAAGUGCCUUUCUGCAUCCUCUUUCUGCUUCUACGUCACACCGAAGAAGAGGGGAAGAUCCAUUCAGAAUGGCUUUAGCGCAACAACGAGACAGAGUGCAUCCUUCGACGACUCCAAUUUCCUAUCACAACAAACAACACCAAACCCAUCCCCGAAAGAUCAGCUAGACUACUUUGGGUCAUCUUCAACUCAGUCAUCAUUUUCGGGCGUCAACAGGUUGGUAGAGAUUGGGAGGUUUCCUGCUCCUGCGACAACUGGAUCUCUGGAAGAGCAUUGGGGUUUAAUCUCCGGUGGACGAAUGGAUUUACCUGAGGUUUUGGGAGCACAGAGCACGGGAAUCAUCGCUAGCCCAGCAUCUUCGGCGUUGGACUAUUGUUGGAGCACACAGCUUUUGCCGAACGGACAAAACGGCUCUAGCUUGCAGCACUUUGGUUGUCUGAUACCAGAAGAUUGGAACGAUCCAAACCUACUGGAACUUGAUGACAAGAGCACUCUGGAAGGUUCUGUUCAGGCCACAUCCGCGUAUUCAACAAUCGAUAUGGUGAAGCUCCUCAUAGGAAGGGACCGGAGUUCUUGCAAUUCUAAACAGUUCGGGCAGAACCUUAUGGAUCUUGUAGACGAAUCUGCGACCUGCUGCCACAGUCCAGGACUUACAGCACGCCCUUAUGAUAUGAUUCAACCGAGCCUUGACACACUAGUUGAGUUUCUUCACGCUUUCACAGCCUCGGAGCCGUAUCUCGGGGUCAAGUACAUAGAGGAAUCUGAGAUUUUACGUCUCUUUGAAGAGGUGGUCAUAAAGGGGAUAUCCGACCAUGCGAAAAGUUCGCUCAUAUACGCAACGCUUUCCAUUGGAUGUUCUAUCUCGCUCAAGCGAGCCGAUCCCUCACAGGAGAAGGAAUCGCACAUGAGAUGCUUGUACAGCAACGCCAUGGUACAUGUCGAGAAGCUGCACUCGUGUCAUCCAUCCGCGCUGUCCUUCAAGGCCCUGGUCACUAUUCUCAUUACAUCGAUCUUCUGGAAACCAGAGGACACGGAAUGGCUGCUGGGUCUCGCCGUAUCCUGCGCCCAAUCUUUGAGGUUGAAUGCUUUGGCGUCUAUCAAGACGAUUUGCCAGACGGAUCAGGAGGUAGAACUAUUAAAGCAUGCCUUCUGGCUGCUGUACACGAUUGAAAAGCCGUUUCGGUUGCGGAACGGACAGCCCUCGUCCCUGGAUAAUGCUUUUAUUGACCACGAACCCAGUCAUGUUGAGAUGGAAGCUGGAACACCGUCAACGCAGGCCUUUGGGAUUCACUACCGCCUAGCUCAAUGCUGUGCCAGAGUGGCGGAGGAGUUUGACAGUCGAGACGCUCUGUCAAGGUCAACGUCACACGCGGCAGAGCAUCUAGACCACUGGCUGGCACAACUUCAGGGAUUGAGCGUCGACGUUUUUAUUGCAAGACACAGACCGACACCCACAACUUCAUGGGACUCGAGGAUGGCUUUACCCAAUAGUCCAGACACGACGUUCCUGCAUGGUGACAUUUCGGCAAGUUUGCUGUACUUUGAGCUGGUAUUAUGUGUUUGUGGAAGAUUCUCAGCCAACGCCAUGGGCUGUCUAAACGUCGAUGAAACAGAGCAACAGGUUCUUGAUUCUGCCAUUGACGUUUUGAACUUACUCGUCGAGGUUGAUCCGACGAAAGCGGGGACAGACCAAAAUCUUGUGCGGAUUGCUGUCAGCUCGUUCUGCUUGGUGGCGGCUUUCAUAUCACGAGCAAAUGACCAGGUCACUACCUUCAGAAACAUGGUAUCGGCGCUUGGAUUCUUCGCCCGAUUGACAGUCACUUCGCCGCUCAUGACGCUUGGAAAAUUCAGCUCGGUGGUGGAUUACGUGCAGAAAACAAUCAAGAACGGGAGUUAG
Molecule: messenger RNA, 2022 nt
Organism: Colletotrichum orchidophilum
Lineage: Eukaryota; Fungi; Ascomycota; Sordariomycetes; Glomerellales; Glomerellaceae
Exons: 11
Coding region: 1-2022 (673 amino acids)
Biological process (GO): regulation of DNA-templated transcription; DNA-templated transcription
Molecular function (GO): zinc ion binding; DNA-binding transcription factor activity, RNA polymerase II-specific; DNA binding
Source: RefSeq, a predicted model, not a curated record